CAGAAGCGACUAAAGAGCUCAAUUGACUUCUCAAUAAAUAUAGAAUCAUUCCAUAUUAAUGUGAACUCGGCCCGGCCCGUGUACGGUAUCUCGAAAACCAUUUGCAAGACUACAACUACACACCGCCCUUGUUCAAACGAUGCCUGCUAGCUCUGGAACACGGAUAGUGUUUAGCCGACGCGCAUGUCCAAUCGCCGGACCGAUGUAGUUCGUGACAGCAGCGUGCAGUGAUAUUGUUGUUCGACCAGUACCGCGUGACAUCACAGACAGUGUUUGUGUGUGCGUGCAGGUCCUGAUUGCUGACGGUGGAAAAACCGACUACUGCCGAACAGGGAAACUUGUUCUGUGUGAUAUGUCUUUUACCCAAAUCGCUGCUGGCCUGUUACCGACCUCUGCUGUUACUCGACCAACAUCACAGAUGUCAAGUUCAUCUCCGCCAUCGGCGGCACCAAGGGCGUGUUGUGAAAAUGGCCGCCCCAUAAUGACCGACCCCCACACCGGACAAACUAUUUGCUCCUGCCAGUACGGCACCGCCCUGUUGAACUAUCCCCGGGUCCCGGGACUAGCCGAAAGUGUGUACACCGCCUCCGCCUAUGCAGCGGCGGUAUCCCAGGGUUACGUCGCCCUAGGGGCGGAGGGGUCGGCCUUCUAUUCACCUUUGGGAGGAGGUCCGUACGACCUAAAAGACGCACCGGAGGCGUGGCGCACACUGGCGCAGUCCGGUUUUCCAUACGACCCUGCAAUGGCUGCCGUGUACCCGUACGGCACUGGCUACGGCGGCUUGGAUUUAAACGCAAGACGAAAAAAUGCGACAAGAGAGAAUACAAACACUCUAAAAGCGUGGCUGUACGAACACAGGAAAAAUCCCUACCCGACGAAAGGGGAGAAAAUCAUGCUGGCCAUCAUCACGAAGAUGACCUUGACCCAGGUGUCCACGUGGUUCGCCAACGCCCGGCGACGGCUGAAGAAGGAGAACAAGAUGACGUGGUCGCCGAGGAAUCGAUCGGAGGACGGCAGCGACAGCAUCGACGGUCACGGCGACGGCGACGGGGACUCCGACAAGGAAGACCACAACGACACGUCGUCGAAUCUCGGCAACGCCGACGACAUGGACAGGCUGGGAGUCGACCGCGGGAUGCUGUCACCGGACGAAGAUAUUUCUGACCAGGAAGACGGAAAAGACCGAAUCAUAAACGUGGAGGACGAGGACUCGAGCCACAGUUUCGACCACCGUCUGGGCAGCGAGGCCUUGCUGCUACAGAGGCGAGUUCUCCUCUCUCAAAGCGACACACGUUUAAAGGAGAACCUGGACAAUUCGGACAGUGACUCGGGCGAAAAGAUCGCCGACCAGUCUCCUCCCCCUCCUCCUCCUUCUUCUCGUAGUUCUAAAGACUGUGAACUCCCGGCAAACGGAAGUGACCGCGUUUCAGCCAGCGCCGACCACGCCUCGCCCUCCAGACCGAAGAUUUGGUCCAUUUCCGAAGUCCUGCAGUCCUCCUCGUCUUCUAGUGGUGGCAGCGGUAGUACCUCCAGCGCGUCAGCAUCCAGACCUGCAUCUAUAUCGUCUCAAGCUCGACCUGUGCCAAGUUCAGGAUACUUCUUUCUCCCAGCGUCUUCAUCCAGCUGGGUGGCAGGACGGUACACGGGCAAUUCCUACCCCCUGUCCCUCUCUCAAACGACUCUGUCUUACCCCUAUUCGUUGUCGACCCACACGGCUUCUAAGCCCGGACUAGGGGCCUCACAUGUGCGCGGACUUGAAAGUUUGAGGGAUGGGGAAAAAGGACUCGGACAAAAUAGUAUGUUGUUCUCACCAGCGCGGGAUAUCGACGGUUUACGUAGCUCAGCCGUCGCUUCCAGUCGGCUGGUCGAGUCUAACAUCUAGUAGAGGGGAUCCGCCUUCUACACGUCAACGUUCUUAAAGCAGCAUUGUCUUCUUCUGUCUCUUCAUUUGUUUUGAAAUCCAUUGAAAAUAUUAUGAUCUUGGCGGUGCACAAGAAAACAAAACGCUUGUGCGACGUCUGCAGGUCAACACUUUUACAACGUGCAGAUUCAACAAUGACAGACACCGCCCAGUGACAGCCACAACGACAGCCCACAACAGAACAACAACACCGUAUCCCUGAGUACACAAGCAAGUCUGUGGAAGAACGGGUAGCAGGCCGAACCGUCUCGCGGACACGCUUAAAAUCCGAUAGCGGGCAAGAAAAUAGUUUCAUGUUGGCACGUGCUGGAUCUUCGCGGGGAAGCAUAUGGGUGUGCACGCGCCAUUCCUGACGGUUUAUUUAACGCCCCCCUUUUUUAGGGGCCAACCAAGUGCAGAUAAACUGCGAAGCGCCCCGGGCUGUCUUUGUCAUGAUCGCACGGUCGCCAAGAGACAAAGGUAACAAUGACCAGAAACAAUGGGUGUGACUUUUUGCCAGGUAUCGUGACUGAAUGGUCAAGGGUCGGACCAGGGUGUUACUGUGGCGAUUCCGAACUGGUCAUUCUCGAUAAGGGGUUGAACCUCUUUUACUUUUUUUUUUAAACCAUCGUAGCGACUCUAUGUGAAAUUUCAACCUCUUGGUACAAAUUUGUGACCAGUGACACCCAGACAUGAAUGAAUGUGGCAGCAAAGAUCGAAAGACGAAUUCUUGUUCUUUUAGGACGCAAGUGACAAGUGCUUAAAUGAUGAUUCUGGCCGUUCACGCAUGGACAUCAGAUUCUUAAAGGACAUUUCAACCAUUGCUCAGAUUUUUAAAAAAGUGACCAUUGUAGUAGCCUGUCGUACCUGCCAACAGCAAAACGCAUUUAAAAACGUUUAAAGAAUUUUAAAAAUAUUUACUUUGAAUAUAUAUUUGUAUAAGCCUUAUUAUGACAAAAUCGAGAAAAACCACUAAGAUGUUCAAUUUUCAACAGAUAUUUUAUUCAUUUUUACAUUAUUUCAUUAAAAUAUCAUUCAGUAAUUUUAAAACAAAUUUCCUUUUUUUUUAAACCGUCAUUUCAAUACUAUAACAUUUCUAACAAUUAUUUUGUCAUUUUGUUUCUGCCUUAUUUCGUACUAAAUAUUAAAUUUCUAUUCCCGGGGGGGUGGGGUGGGGUGGGGGGGGAGGGUGGGAUGGAGGUGGGGGUGUCUUUACUUACAAAAUAUUGAUAUUUUCAAAGGACUCUUCCAAAAUUUAUCAGAUGGUGCGGGGUUGGGGUGUGGAGGUGUAGGGGCAGCAAGAUGCACACUAUUUAUUAAUUUCAAUUAAUUCGUGUUGGAUCUGCCGCAUUUACCCCUCCCCUAUACAUGCAUAUUAUAGUUGCAUUUUUCCUCCCAUCAUUUUACACAUAUAUAAUAUACACAUGGUUACAUAAAUUAUACAUAUAAAAAACAAAUACAAUCAACAAACACAGGGAAAUAAAACUGAAUACACCAUAGCAGAAAAACAUAUCACUAUGCAUCCUUGGUUUUAAAAAUAAUUGUAGACCCUGUGAUGGAUAUAGUUGGUCUAAAACAUAAAUGUAGGUGAUGGAUUUAUAUAUAUAUAUAUAUAUAUAUAUAUAUAUAUAUAUAAAAUUACCUCCCCACCAUUUGAAGAAUUCUGGAAUAGUCCCAAACAUAUAAUAUUGUAAAUGUAUUUCUCAACAUAUGUCAUUUGCUGAUGGCAGGUGGUUACAAGUUUACCGAGGAAGAAGAAAAGGGAAAUGAGUAAAUGUGAAAAAGAUAGCUUUCGAUUAAUCGUGUCCACCCAAACGGCCAAUUCGACAUUGUGUCCCCAUUGCUGGUCUGACAAAGCGACAUUUGUGUGGAACUUGAGUUUAACAAGUGCUUGGUUUGACCAAAGAAACAUGAUCGACAUGUAUUUAUUUAUGUUUAGACUUUGCUUUCACGGAUGUCUGUUUUGUCAUGGGAAUAAUUUUCACCACCACAGACGGUAUCCAGGCAACGUCUUGGUGUUAACCAAUGAAUGUAUAUUGAACUUCUUUUUGAGUGUGUCAAAAGUGAUAAAUGUGUUUUUUUUGCAUCUUGAAUGGAAAAAAAAUAAAAAAUCCAUCAAGUGCUAAAUUGUGUCUGUUUGGUCUCAGAAAUCCUUUACUUUUGUGUACAAUAUACAGUUGUUAUCAAACUAAAUGUUCUAUCAUGAAAAAUACACCUUAUUUGAGAAAUG
This is a messenger RNA of Gigantopelta aegis, 4130 nucleotides long. Its product is annotated as homeobox protein caupolican-like. Gene Ontology annotation, cellular component: nucleus. Gene Ontology annotation, biological process: regulation of transcription by RNA polymerase II; neuron differentiation; cell development. The record is from RefSeq and is a predicted model, not a curated record. NCBI's taxonomy places the organism in Eukaryota, Metazoa, Mollusca, Gastropoda, Neomphalida, Peltospiridae. Gene Ontology annotation, molecular function: DNA-binding transcription factor activity, RNA polymerase II-specific; RNA polymerase II cis-regulatory region sequence-specific DNA binding. Bases 353 to 1882 code for a protein of 509 amino acids. The transcript has 7 exons.